Molecule: messenger RNA, 1400 nt
Organism: Truncatella angustata
Lineage: Eukaryota; Fungi; Ascomycota; Sordariomycetes; Amphisphaeriales; Sporocadaceae
Exons: 1
Coding region: 246-1214 (322 amino acids)
Molecular function (GO): arylformamidase activity
Source: RefSeq, a predicted model, not a curated record
GGUAAGCAUGGUCGGGAAGCGGGGUAUCUGGUAUUCGCGGUGGCUUGUUUAUAGGUUUUCCGCAAUGCGGCUCUUUACUCUUACAGUGUUGGCCCGGCCUCGAGAUAUGGCGGCCAUAGGAGGAGUCAUGUCAUUAUCACUCGUCCCGGAAAGUGUCAUGGAUCACUGACUUAGCUAGAUCGCGACUACUAUACCGUGGAUAUAGGCAAUUUCUUGUCGAUAUAGCCAUACCUAGCCUCGCCUGGAUGCGAAAUGCCAGCCAACAGGUAACAGUAUGUGAUAUUCGCACCUAUAUUUGUUUCCGUCCCCAAGGAAUUUAUCUGGUCAUUACUUUUGUGACGCUGUUGUCUCCGCAAUCGCACUCACACCCGCACCGGCGUGGUGGGGGCGCUUGGCCUAGAUCCGCGCAUUUAUUCUUGCCUCCACCGUUUGAUUUGAAUAUCUGCCACCAGACGCAAUUAACCAGACUUGCCUUCUGUUUCGAAACUCGAGCAAUGUCUAUCCUGGAAAGUCGGUCGAUAAUCGACCUCACGCACCCGAUAGACGACAACAUACCCAUCUAUCCGGGCGACCCAACCUUCCAUUGCCGGCAGUCAUGCAACAUCCCGGAGAGCGGCUGGGCAGUGAGCGAGCUCUCCUUCUCCUCGCACGUCGGCACGCACAUUGACGCGCCGUCGCACCGUUUUGAUGGCUCCCUGACCGUGGAUGCCAUCCCGCUGGAGAAUCUCGUAGCGAUCCCCGCGCUCGUUGUGGACGUGUCGGACAAACCUGCGCUCGCGGUGAUUGAUCUAGAGGAUCUUCAGCCAUACGAGUCGCGGAUCAGAGAGGGCAUGGCUGUUUUCUUUCGUACGGGCUGGGACAGGUAUUGGGGACCGGCACACACGAACAAUGGGAAGUAUUUUGAGCAUCCUUACGUAGAUCGCGCGGUCGCGCAGCGGCUUGUGGAGCUCGGCGUUAUAGUGCUUGGGGUUGAUACCAUGAGUCCGGAUGCUAUGUCAGAGGAGGGUGACAGUAGUGUGCCGGAGGUGCACGAUGUCGUGCUCGGGGCGGGAAGGGUGAUUGCCGAGAAUCUUACGAAUUUGAAGGCACUGCAAGAUGUGCAGGAUGCUGGUGUUAAUGUGAGGAUUAUGGUCUCCCUUGCGCCGCUAAAAGUACAAGGUUGCGACGGGUCACCGGUCAGGGCAUUUGCAUGGGUAGAAAAGAAGCAAGUAUAGGCGUUGUGUAUACGGAGUGGAACUCGACAACAUGCAUGUUCUCACGAGUGAUCUUUACCUUACUGGUAUACAAAUUUGCAUUAGCAGACGUGACUUGUACUUGUCCACUCCUUUGCGCACUUCUACAGUUUCCACUUCUAUUACCAUGAACUUCACCUGCCAGACUUUACUCAAUAGAAAUGCGAC